UCGCAGGCUCCAAAACCAGUCCAGCGGUUCAUCAUGAGUCUAUUGAAAAUCCCCUUCAUCAUAGCUCCAGCCAUUGGCAUUCAUAUUUCGUUCAGUUCGUCUGCUCCACCACCUUCACCUGAGGAGAAGGUGAAGCCCCCCAUGGUCGAGAUCAUCAUCUUGCAGUUUCAGAGUCUUUGGGGUAAUGAUAUAAAGAAGAUCUGCACGUGGGCAGUAUCAUCUGUCGAAGUGGCCAACAUCCUUGCCAUGCAUAUAGCUCCCUCGCAGAUUCCAGAGGGCAUCUAUGUCGCCAGAGCUUUGCAGUUUUUGCGCUCUCUCCACCCCACGCCAAUCACCCCUGCUUUCCUUGCUGGCAGUCUUGCUGUCACGAUUGGCGGCUUGUUCAGGCUUUAUUGCAUGUCAACUUUAGGGAAGUGCUGGAGCUGGACGCUCAGCAUCAGAAAAGAGCAUAGACUUGUGACAAACGGGCCGUACUCGCUCGUUCGCCACCCAAGUUACACCGGGUUCCUUCUCCAAUAUAUCGGGCUCAUCGUCAUGUAUGGAGAACAAGGAUCAUGGUUGAGGCAGUCUGGGAUUUUACAAGUGCCUUUAGUAAAUGUGCUACUAGCAAUUGGCUUCUUCGCGUUUACGGUAUGUGUUUGGAUGGCCUUCAGCCGACCUCAGGUAGAGGACAAGAUGCUCCAUCGUGCUCUGGGAAAAGAUUGGGAGAAGUGGGCGGAGAGGGUGAAGUACCGAUUGCUUCCUGGAGUUUAUUGA
Messenger RNA from Suillus clintonianus, 756 nucleotides. RefSeq lists its product as uncharacterized. Bases 34 to 756 code for a protein of 240 amino acids. The transcript has 2 exons. Gene Ontology annotation, biological process: C-terminal protein methylation. Gene Ontology annotation, cellular component: membrane. Lineage: Eukaryota; Fungi; Basidiomycota; Agaricomycetes; Boletales; Suillaceae. The record is from RefSeq and is a predicted model, not a curated record. Gene Ontology annotation, molecular function: protein C-terminal S-isoprenylcysteine carboxyl O-methyltransferase activity.